Molecule: messenger RNA, 1083 nt
Organism: Cordyceps militaris CM01
Lineage: Eukaryota; Fungi; Ascomycota; Sordariomycetes; Hypocreales; Cordycipitaceae
Product: glycosyl transferase family 17 protein
Exons: 1
Coding region: 1-1083 (360 amino acids)
Biological process (GO): N-acetylglucosamine metabolic process; protein N-linked glycosylation
Cellular component (GO): membrane
Molecular function (GO): beta-1,4-mannosylglycoprotein 4-beta-N-acetylglucosaminyltransferase activity
Source: RefSeq, a predicted model, not a curated record
AUGCUCGUCCCUCUGCGGGGGCUCAUCCGACGGCAGCCCUACAAGAUCCUCGUCGGCGUCUGCGUCGUCGUCUCGGGCAUCUCUGUCCUCUCGCGUCUCUCUGCCAGCAAAGGGGACCUGCUCACUGUCGGUGCCAGUCACGAUUCACCCGAGACGCACAAACUUUGUGCCGCGCAUGGCUUCACCGUGUAUCCCGCGGCGGCCAGCGGAACGCGACGCAAAAUCUACGACCUUGCGAUGGUGAAUACGGAGCUUGACUGGCUUGAGAUUCGUCUCCAUACACUCUACGAGGAAGUCGACCUCUUCAUUAUUGUCGAGUCAGCCAAGACGUUUCAUGGCCACGACAAGCCGCUGUUGGCGAAGCAGAAUUGGGACCGCUUUGCCCGCUACCACGAUAAGAUGCUCUACCACGAGCUCGAGUUUCCCGGCGACUUUCAUCCACAGCGCACAUGGGACUUGGAGUCCUUUCAACGAGAUGCUAGCUACGAACAAACCUUUCCUAAGCUCAUCGGAACUGGCUCGCGCGCGCCACGUCUGGGUGACGUCUUGGUUGUUGCCGACGUAGAUGAGAUACCGCGUCCGGAUACGCUACGAGUCCUCCGCGCAUGCAAUUUUCCACGCCGCCUCACCCUACUUUCACGCUUUUACUACUACUCGUUUCAAUUUCUAAGCAUUGGCCCUGAAUGGCACCACCCGCAGGCCACGUACUACGACGGGCCGCGGACGCUCACGCCCAACAACCUGCGCGGUGGCCGCGGCGACAACUUCCUCUCCCGCUGGCGAGACUCGGGGAGAUACGCCGACUCCGGCUGGCACUGUAGCAGCUGCUUUGAUUCCAUCGACCUGUAUCUGAAUAAGAUGGAAAGCUUCUCGCACAAGUGGAUGAAUAGCGACCAAUUUAGAAAUCGCGAUCGCAUUGCGGACGCGGUCCGAGAGGGUAUAGAUAUUUGGGGCCGCAAAGGAAACAAGUUUGAGCGCAUACAGAACAAUGAAGAUCUUCCACCGCUGGUAAGAGAGGAUGCGCGAUUCUUGUAUCUCAAGGAUCGCAGCGGCAAGUCGGCUGGCAUGAAAGACUAUCCUUGA